Messenger RNA from Gongylonema pulchrum, 246 nucleotides. The record is from the annotation of a GenBank genome assembly. Lineage: Eukaryota; Metazoa; Nematoda; Chromadorea; Rhabditida; Gongylonematidae.
AUUGGCGCAGUCUAUCUCUACUUGAUCAUCAUGAUCGUGGUGCUGAACGGUCUCCUUCCACGCGUAUGCCGCCCACUCUUCACACCGUCUGGCUGCGAAACCGUUCAUUCGGGCUUUGACGAACCACGGGCUAUGGUGCAUAAUGUGCCACCAGGAUUCGAGUCACCAUCACCCUCACCAUCGCCAUCGCCAUCGACACCGGCAAUGGCAGCAGCACCAAUAACAACGCGACCAAAUACUAUUUAA